CCAUCGCAUCGCGGAUUCGUCGAUCUAAGUGUCGUGCGUAGUGUCAACAUCGACCGUAUCACGGCAAAACAGUGACAUUCGAGAAAGGAAAGUGUGACGCGAUAUGAUGGAUCUGCAUUAACAUGAAACUCCGACUACGGUCGGCUUGGAAGGGCUUUACAGUAUUCCUUCAAUCGGAAAUAAUAUAUACAAAAGGAUAUCGUGAAAACAAUCGCCGUAAGUUGCGCGAGUGAGGAUGAAGAUACGCGAGAUCAGGUAAAGGAAGAGAUCACUCUCUUACUAGCGGGUAAUGUGGAGAAUGCAAGAAGGCAGGACCGCGUCGCCUCUAGGACCGAUCGUCCUACCGCGGGAAGAGGCCGACAUGCGUGCUAGUCUAUCACUGCCGCCGCAGGAGAGGAGGCCCGUGUUGCUCGUACGUACAAGCGAGUCCUUCCCGAGGUACGACGGCAUGCGACAACAGCAGUCGCCGUCGAGCUCGCCGAUCCUGCGAUCCGUCACCGCGGUCGACAAGGAGCAGUACCAUGACAUAGAUCAAAGUAGGGAAAAGAGGCCGAACGAUGUCGAGGAAGUGGAAGAGCAGGAGGAUGAGGAAGAGGACGAUGCCGAGGACGAGCGAAACUCGCCGGCUGGAAGGAACGUCAUCGUGGACGACGAGGAUGACGAAGAGCAGGAAGACGAAGAAGAGGAGGAGGAGGACGAUGGUCGACCAUCCGAGAGACACCGAAACGGCAACUACCACGAAGACGGUGACAUCGAAGUCGACGUGUGUCGAGAGGAUGCCGACGAGAGCAAUCCCAGUAGCCCGGUAGAUCUCACGGCACCCUCGUCGAGAGGCGUCGCAUCCGAUCAGUUUGUACAUCCGUUCGCCAAUCGCGGGGUGCAUCCUUUCACUUGUGUACAAAGUGGUGGGCCCGCCGGCCACGGAACGUCAGUGUAUAUAUCCGGACACGGCGCUACCGGCUCGGCCGUCAUGACGGUGUGCACUUCCGGUAACGUGGCGCGCACCACCACCGGCACGUCGACAGGUAGCAUCACCACGACCGCUACUAGCACGGUGCAGACGAACAACAAGCGGUGCCUCGCAUUCUCCGUCGAGAAUAUCCUCGACCCGAACAAGUUUACCGGUGGCCGCGUCGUCCAUAAUCGCGUCCAGCAUCGCCGACAUCGACGCGCCGGCAGCGUGCACGAAGACGGCGACUCGCGGGGCGAAUUCGCCUGCGGCAGCGGGCAAGAAGAUGAGGAAGGUACACCGGACACCGUUAUGGAGGAGAUGGAGGAGGAUGUCGAGGAAGAGGACGAAGACGAGGAGAUUGAGAUGCGGGUGGUGGAUCAGGAUUCUGAGAGCGUCGGGCGGGAGAACGCGACCAGCGGCGGCGCUAACGCAACCGCGACAAACUGCAAGAAGCGUCAAUCCUCGUCGUCGUCCACCUCGUCGAGCGGCGUCCAGGCACAAAACUGUCAAAGUCAGAGUCAGAACGGUCAAAAUGGGACUGGCGGUGGUGGCGGGAGCGGCGGAGGUAGCAGUAACGCCAGCGGUAAACCAAGAAGAGCGCGAACGGCCUUCACGUACGAGCAGCUGGUUAGGCUGGAGAACAAGUUCAAGACUACGAGAUAUCUGUCCGUGUGCGAGCGGUUGAAUCUGGCGAUUGAGCUUCAACUGACCGAGACCCAAGUGAAGAUCUGGUUCCAGAAUCGGCGGACCAAGUGGAAGAAACAGAAUCCGGGCUUAGACGUCAACAGUCCCACGGUGCCGACGACACCGCCGCAUCCGUCGCCGUACGCUCCCGCCUUCCUCUUCGCCGCGCAUCCGCAUCAGCACCCGUUGCCGCACUCGCACACGCAUCCGCACCCGCACGCCCAUGUACACCACCCGUCGCCGGUGCCACCGCCGCCGCCCGGCUACUAUCACCCGGCGGCCCCACCUUACCCGCCGACCGGACCGACCUUCUUCGGCCAUCAUCUGUCAGCGACUCCUGCUGCGACUGCGUCGGGUCCGCCGCCGACCUCUACGCCUUCCUCCACCGGCCUAACCCUCACGUCUCAUCCGCAUCCGCACACGCACCCGCACGCGUAGCGAACUCGCAGGCGAUGAUAGCCUGCGUCAGUGUCCUCGCCUUCGUAGUCCACGGCAAGGAAACGGCGGGUUCGUGUGACGUGUACUUCCGGUCGCGGCGAACAAAAGUACUAAGGAAGGAAGAAGGAUAGAUCUCCGUGCGUUUUUAAUUUAUCCACAUCGUUGGUUGAUUCUUCAAUUUGUCGUUUUUUGGUGAAUGUUUGUUGUUUUCCUCAUAAUAAUUACGGUUGGUUUUUUUUUCAAAUUAGUAGAAAGUAUCAUCGUUCCUCUACGCGACAACGAAAGAAGUUGGUCACUUUAAAAAUGAUUGAAAAUAAAGACCAUAAUUUUUGCCAAUUGUCAUAACUAAUUGGCUAUGUCAAUCAUUAAAUACAUUUAAUGUGUACGCGAAAAAUAGAAAAAUGCCAUUAUUAAAAUUGUAUUCCUCUCAAAAAUAAUUGAGAGAAAUAACGUUUAUUAUUAUGCGAACGAUUUUAAUUCGGACUUGUGUCAUUUUUCAGGUACAAAUAGAACUAUGAAAUAAUAUCUUGGCAUCGUGAAAUAGCAAUUUUUGUUUGAUGUUUAAAAAAAUGAUAUCGAAAACUAUUUAAGUAUGAAAUCGGACGAUGGGUAUAAUGUUUUCGUUUGUCGGAUCGAAGCGCGUAUUAGGCUGUCGCGAUGUUAUAUUUUGCCUUCCCGUUGCGCACGUGAAACGAGUCGAUAGCAUAAUCGGUUUACGUAGGGUGACGUACAAAAAACGAGCGUAUCAUUCCGGCAUGACACUGGCCAAACAUUUAAAUUCCACGCGUAUUUUUCUCCCACCGUCGAUCUUUUGGACAAUAGCCGAAGGGAAAAUGACAUCUUUCUAAAACGAACACGUUCAUCAUCUGAUAGAUAACUCGACACUUGACAUAAAGUGGAAUGAGUUUCGAUUACUUUUCUAAUUUGCGCUUUUGCUCCCCGUUCCGAGCUUUGCGUAUCGUAAAAAAGAAAAUUCAGAACAGAGUCAUAAACUAUCGUAACACCGCCCGAAAUUGGCGAAAUCGUCCUUCGCCUAUUAAAACGAAAACCUCAGUACUUUAAUCCAUGUAAAGUAACACGAACACUCCGAGUCCUUGUCGUUUUCUCAUCUUUGUAACAUAUUCCGUUCGUCGCCGCGAUUAAGCGACGGCGGAAACUCGUCUUAAAGGGAAGUAGAUUUUAUCAGACACGCUCUUAGCAAGUAAGAUGUAUGCGUCAGGAUGGAUGUUCGAGAAAGUGAGAGUGCGUUGAUUGCGAUUGUGGUGAAAAAUUAGUGAGUAAUGUUUCGUGUGCCGAACGCAAAAACGAGGCACACCCGGAACGUAGCGAUCGUUCCUGUGUAAAAUAAAAAUCAUACGUUACGCUCGU
Molecule: messenger RNA, 3442 nt
Organism: Cataglyphis hispanica
Lineage: Eukaryota; Metazoa; Arthropoda; Insecta; Hymenoptera; Formicidae
Product: pituitary homeobox homolog Ptx1-like
Exons: 2
Coding region: 290-2074 (594 amino acids)
Biological process (GO): regulation of transcription by RNA polymerase II; cell differentiation
Cellular component (GO): nucleus
Molecular function (GO): RNA polymerase II cis-regulatory region sequence-specific DNA binding; DNA-binding transcription factor activity, RNA polymerase II-specific
Source: RefSeq, a predicted model, not a curated record